Molecule: messenger RNA, 2668 nt
Organism: Glycine soja
Lineage: Eukaryota; Viridiplantae; Streptophyta; Magnoliopsida; Fabales; Fabaceae
Product: internal alternative NAD(P)H-ubiquinone oxidoreductase A2, mitochondrial-like
Exons: 9
Coding region: 842-2494 (550 amino acids)
Molecular function (GO): NADH dehydrogenase activity
Source: RefSeq, a predicted model, not a curated record
UAAACUGAUCAUUAUGGAAAGAUGCUGCUGUUUCUGCUAAUGUGUUUUUUUUUCUCUUUCUAUUUCUAUUUCCUUGUUCAUGCUUUUCUUGUGACUUUGAGCAUUGAUGUUACUUUACGGGGUUGUCGCCAUGACAAACCAAAUUGUUGAUCUUUCUAUGCCUUUGUUUUGUUAGUAGGCAAGUAUCAAUUUGCAUUGAUUCGUCAAUGCAAACUCUUUUUUAUUUUUUUUCUCUUUAUUUUCAAUGCAAACUCAUUUGAUGAAUUCAAAUCUCACAUGAAAAGAGUUUCAACAAAUUCUUUCAAUCUUAAUCUCCGUCAUCUGCAGGCAGUAAGAGUUUUUUUUCUAAAAGAAAAGGGUGGAAUAAGCUUACAAGAGUGGAAAACCAUGGUUGUCUGGCUUAUGAUGAUCACUCACAGCAUAGCCUCUAGGAUCUAUAUGACAUUCUAACUCGCUUAGUGUUUUGUUCAAUAAGAUCAUUUUCUGCAGAAAAUGUGUUUGAUGGCAUCAUCAAAAAGUAAAUCUUGACGUGUUUUUAGUGUCCAUCAUAUUCCAUAUGUCUGUCAAUGUCAAAUUCCAUGUGCCAGUUACUAGCGUAAAGAAAUUAAUGUAAAAUCAGCAACAAUUUUGGGAGUUUCUUAACUUUAUGGAGCUCUUUGUAACUGCCAAUGGCUGAUGAGAAAGGCUACAUUAACUUUUGUUUUUGUUGUCCAAUAUUCUUGGAAUUGAUGGUUGCCAACUUGUCAAACUGUGGUUUCUUUGCAACCCUCAACUCCCUUUUGUCUCUGCUCAUGCUCUGAAGCACAAGGUUUAGGAAGUGUAGAAGACUUGUUCUCUAACAAUGGCAUUGGCAAGGAUUGCUAGGGCCAACCUGAGAAGAUCAGGAGGUGCUUUUGGCAGUUAUGCUCAUGAGAAGGAUACGUUCAAUGUAGGAGGAUACACAAGCAGAUGCAACAUACCUUCCCAUGCAAAUUUUGAAUCAGAUGGAAAGUUUUCAUAUGCUCCAAGAAUUAAGGAACAGAACUACAUGAACUUUUCAAUGAGGGGAAUAUCAGGAACGCCACACCAUCAGUUUCCUUCUGCUAGCACACAGACGGUUAUAGAGGAAUCUGAGUAUGAGUUUGAGAAUGAUCGGCAAAGAUAUGCUGGACUAGAGGCAACAAAGCCAGGUGAAAAGCCUAGGGUGGUUGUUCUUGGUACGGGUUGGGCUGCGUGUCGGUUCCUCAAAGGGAUAGACACCAAAAUUUAUGAUGUUGUGUGCAUAUCACCAAGGAAUCACAUGGUCUUUACUCCUUUGCUUGCUUCAACGUGUGUUGGAACCCUGGAAUUCAGAACUGUUACUGAGCCUGUAUCCAGAAUACAGGAUGCAUUAGCAAGGGACCCUAACUCCUACUUCUUUCUAGCUUCUUGCACUGGCAUUGACACAGGCAAACAUGAAAUCUAUUGUGAGGCAGUUAACAAUGGUGGAUUGCCUCAAGAGCCUUACCAAUUCAAAGUCGCUUAUGACAAGCUUGUAAUUGCAACAGGAUCUGAGCCUUUAACUUUUGGCAUCAAGGGAGUAAAGGAAAAUGCUUUUUUUCUUCGUGAAGUGAACCAUGCUCAAGAAAUAAGGAAGAGACUUCUCCUUAAUCUGAUGCUUUCUGAAAACCCAGGCAUAUCAGAAGAAGAAAAGAAAUGCCUUCUGCACUGUGUAGUUAUUGGAGGUGGCCCUACAGGAGUGGAAUUUAGUGGUGAAUUGAGUGAUUUCAUCAUGAGAGAUGUUCAUGAGCGCUAUACUCAUGUCAAAGAUUACAUUCACGUAACACUCAUUGAGGCAAACGAGAUACUGUCAUCCUUUGAUGUUAGCCUACGGCAAUAUGCAACAAAGCACUUAACAAAGUCCGGGGUCCGUCUUAUGCGAGGUGUAGUGAAGGAGGUGCAUCCCAAAAAGAUAAUUCUGAGUGAUGGAACAGAAGUUCCUUAUGGCCUCUUGGUUUGGUCCACAGGGGUUGGUGCUUCUCAGUUUGUGAAAACACUAGAUCUUCCUAAAUCUCAAGGUGGAAGAAUUGGUGUAGAUGAUUGGCUGCGUGUUCCCUCGGUGGAAGAUGUCUUUGCCCUUGGAGAUUGUGCUGGUUUUCUUGAACACACUGGAAGACCUGUGCUUCCAGCUCUAGCUCAGGUUGCUGAAAGGCAGGGAAAGUUUCUUGUGGAAUUGUUCAACGAAAUAGGGAAUCAGAAUGGAGGCAAGGCUUAUUCUGCAAAAGGCAUGCCAUUUGGAGAGCCUUUUGUGUAUAGGCAUCUUGGGAGUAUGGCAUCAGUAGGUGGCUACAAAGCACUGGUUGAUCUACGACAGUCAAAGGAUUCAAAGGGGUUGUCACUUGCUGGUUUUGUUAGCUGGAUGAUAUGGCGCUCUGCAUAUCUUACACGUGUCCUUAGCUGGAGGAACAGGUUUUACGUGGCAGUGAACUGGGCCACCACAUUAGUCUUCGGCAGAGACAACAGCAGGAUAGGUUGAAAUUUUCAUUCAUUAAAGAAGCAGCAAAACCAGUCAAUCUUUUUGCCUCAUUAUUUUGGCUAAGUUGUUGGCCGUUGCAUUCUUUUAAUCUUUCUAUUCGCUGAGAAUUUGUAUAAUAACAGAUAAAAAAAAUGAGUUGCAUGGUUAAAAUAUUUUACGACAAUUUAUUCUUCA